This is a messenger RNA of Eimeria tenella, 204 nucleotides long. RefSeq lists its product as uncharacterized. The transcript has a single exon. Bases 1 to 204 code for a protein of 67 amino acids. Lineage: Eukaryota; Apicomplexa; Conoidasida; Eucoccidiorida; Eimeriidae. The record is from RefSeq and is a predicted model, not a curated record.
AUGCUCGAGGCCUUCUCCAGCACCAUCUGCAGCAUUCGACGUGCUGCAGCAGCAGCAGCAGAAGCAGCAGCAGCAGCACGCAUGCACGUGCUGCAGCAGCAGCAGCAGCAGCAGCAGCAGCAACUGCAGCAGCAGCAGCAACUGCAGCAGCAGCAGCAGCAACACAGCCAAGGAAGACACGGAAGCAGCAAGACACUCCCCUGA